This is a messenger RNA of Macrosiphum euphorbiae (potato aphid), 465 nucleotides long. Lineage: Eukaryota; Metazoa; Arthropoda; Insecta; Hemiptera; Aphididae. The record is from the annotation of a GenBank genome assembly.
AUGAAAAUUAAAAAGGAUACUUCAAAUAAUAAAUUGAUAAACUAUUACAAAGAUAAUAGAAAUAAAUUAACAAUACUCAUUCGUAAGGCUAAAGAACAAUAUUAUGUCAACAAAAUAGAAAUAUGUAAUGGUGAUGGAAGAGAAAUCUGGAAAGUUAUUAAUGAACUAUCGGGGAGAAAAAUUAAAUCUACCGGGCUACCAAUCAAUGAAAUAAGAAAGGACAUAUAUCCGACCUAUAGGCCUAAAGACUACUUAAACAUAGUAAAUUCUUACUUCUCUACCACCAGAAAUAGACUAGUUGAUACCAAUUUUCCUAAUAGUACAAAUAAUAUAAAAUCUAAUUUCGGAACAAAUACUAAUAAUAAAUCCAAUCAUCAGCUCCAACUUCGAGUCAAAAACCAUGGGCAGUUACGUAGUAAAAAAUAUAUUAAACAAUCUGAAAAACAACUCAUCACCUGGAGUUGA